This is a messenger RNA of Cryptomeria japonica (Japanese cedar), 1904 nucleotides long. RefSeq lists its product as uncharacterized. The record is from RefSeq and is a predicted model, not a curated record. Bases 329 to 1531 code for a protein of 400 amino acids. NCBI's taxonomy places the organism in Eukaryota, Viridiplantae, Streptophyta, Pinopsida, Cupressales, Cupressaceae. The transcript is spliced from 5 exons.
CGCUACCAAAACACUUUGACAUGUCUUCACUUGUUCUGAUUUUAGCUCUAACCUUCUCAUAUAAUCUAUGAACUGCAGCUCUUCCAUUCUUUGCCAUAGUUUAUCUCUAGGUACCUUGUCAGAGGCUUUCUCAAAGUCCACAAAACAACAAUAUGCUUCAUCACCUUUGAUUGUUCCAAAUUUUUCCUAUCAAAUGUCGUAGAGUAAUGAUAGAUUUUGAUUUCCCCCCCAGAUUGAAAGAAGGGUAAACCUGAAACCACUAAAUAGAUUGAGUCUCUCAGCGUGCCACGAUUUUAAGAAACGCUCGGUAGGAUUUUUAUUUUUAGAGAUGAGCUGCAUUGUUAGCUUCAAUGACGGCUUGCUGCUGUGUAAAAGGCAAUCGAUAAAAUCGCUGGGAAUCGGCCCACUGACAUAUCGCUGCACGAAACCCUCAAACACCAACAAUAAGUUUUUUAAUACUAAUGACAGUUGCCUGCAUCUGAGCAAGAAGAAAAUAUUACACCGUAGAUUCCCUGUGAUAAGAGCAAGUAAACAAUUGGCUGAAUCGAUUGAGCAUGAAAUCGAGAAAUACAUUUCCACCGGAAAAUUUCUAGAAUUUAAACACCGUGCAGAUUUUCAUUUGCUCCGUGAUAAUGGAAUCGACGGAGUAGAUCUGCAGACUGCAAUUGUUACUUACCAAAAGAAGUUACCGGGGUCGAUUCUUCAGCCAGGAUUGCAGGUUGCCUUGGUAUCUUGUCUUCACCACGCCGAUAAAGAGUUUUAUGCAGACCUUCAGCAAGAACUUGAUAACUAUGACAGGGUCCUAUAUGAAGGAAUUAUAUUUAAGGAUCCCAUCAAGCAAUCAAAUAGAAAUCCAGAAACACGCUUGAAACUUAAGAAUUAUAUUAAGUUUCAUCCAAGUCCAUUUUUUUUAAUUGCAUACUUUCUUGGUCUAUAUGAUCACUCGAGUUGUCUAGAUUAUGGGAGGGAUAACUGGUAUAAUGCAGAUCUUGAUUAUCACACGUACAAUCGGAUGCGGCUUAAGCGUGAAGCUAAGGAAAAUUGCACGGACUCCAUAUUGGAAGAACAAACAAGUGACAAAUCUAGCGAGGCAAUUCCUUUGUCAGCAUUUGAUGAAUCUCAUCCGAUGAAAACAUCUUUGACAAAUGUAUGCAAACUUUUUUAUGCAGACUUCAUUGCUUCACGGUUGGACGCUGAUGGUCUAAUUUACUCUGUUGACAUUGAGGAAAGGAACAAAGUUGUAAUGGAAGAGUUGAGAGCAGCAAUGAAUGAUGGAUGCAAUAAAAUAGCAGUACUAUAUGGAUCUGGCCACAUGGCAGACCUGGAUAGACGCUUACAGGCAGAACUUGACCUUGUACCUACCCAAAUAUCGUGGAAAACUGCAUGGGCGAUUAGAAAUCAGAGCAAUCUUCAAAAAGAGCUGCUCUGCUUUUCGAUUCUUGCAGUACUUGUGGUUUUGGCAGUUCGUCUCUUCUCUUUGAUUCCUGUAGUACUUGUGGCUUUGGGAGUACUUGUUGUAUUCCUUUUAUAGCCUCUCAAUAGAAGUUUAGGUUAAUGUGUUCUAUCCCCAUGUUCAACUGAUUGCACUAUUGGGAGUUAGACAAGAAGAAAUCAGGAUAUAAUUGUGUAUGCAUUGUCUAUGUAUGUUUUUGGUGUUUGGGAUAAACGAUUGAGAGUUAGAGAAGAAGAUACCAGGAGAUGAAUGUGUCUGCAUUGUCCAUAUAUGAUUUUACUUUGAGCCUUAGUAGGAGAUUGAUAGAAAUGGUACAAGGCAUGCAGUAUGAAAUAGUAAUCUAGAUAAACGUGUAUUAUUACUGCCCUUGUUAAAAACAAGAGUUCUAGUUGGGUUGUAAUGCUUUCUUUCAAAAGCUUUUCGUUAAUUUAUGAAUAGUCUUGAGAUGGUA